CUCCUCUCUCCUCUCUUCUCUCUCUCACUUUAACCUCACCUCUCCUCACCUCUCCCAUCCCAUCUCAACCCUUCAUUUCUUCACCCACCUAUCCCAUCCCUCCCAUCCACCACUUACCAUCUUACCACCUCGACUCAACCCUCAAUAUGUCUUCACCCCCAAAGUCCCCAAACUCCCCAGAGUACCCAGACUCCAUAACAGAAACCAUCGUCUUGAAAGUUAAAGCUGGUGUGCGACUUUAUGGAUUCCCUCCAGAUGGGGAAUGGAAGGGAUGGAGGAGGCCAAGGAGGGGAAGGAGACCAAGGAGACCAAGGAGGGGAAGGAGAGAAAGGAGGGAACGCGGGGAAAUUUGGGGAGUUGAGGGAGUUAAGGAGGGUGAGUAGGGAGAGGAGUGGAUUUGUCAGGGGGUUUUGGGUAGGGUUUUUUAUUGGGGUUUGGGUUUGAGAUUUGAGGUUUGGGGUAGGGAGAGGGAGAGGGAGGUGGUGAGGGGGAAAGGGGAAAGGAGGUAUGGAGAUGUGAAGAGCUCACUCUCAUCCUCAUCCCCAUACCCAACACAGAAUCCCAGACUCGGCUAUCUAUCCUCUCCCUCUCCCUCUCCCUCACAUCCCAUCUCCCACGCCAUAAUCCUCAUACCCCAAAGUUCCUCCUCUCCUCCCCCCCCCCCCUUCAAUCUCCAAAACAAUGAACAAGAACACAAACUAAUGAGAAACAAUAGGGCCAUAAAAUCGAAGACCCCACUAUCUUCGUAUGGCUCAUCGAUUGGGCGAGCAUAGAGUACCAUAAAAGGUUCAUGGAGUCCGAACAGUACCCGGGGUUUCUGGAGAAGAUGGAAGAAGUAUUUGAUAUCAGUGCUAAGGAUGAGAUAUUCAGAAGUACGUCCGUUCAUUUCCUCAUCAUUCUUUCUCUCUAUUGGAAUCCCAUUUAAACCACACCCUCCCCUUCCACUCCCCUUCAUUCAUUCAAAUCCACACCCUCCCCUCACCUUAUAUAAAUCGGAACUCAAAUUCUACGAAUAAACUCCUCUAACAGCAAGCAAAAGUCCACACCAAAUACGAAACCGACUACGCACCCGCGGCCCUAGCACCCGUAACGGAAAUCGCAUUCUGCUCUCUCCCUGAUACGGCGGGGGAGAAGGAGAGGAAGAGGUUCGAUGAUGCAACGGCGCAGAUUGGAAGGGAUGUGAGGAGUGUGGGGGGUGCGGUGGGGAGUGGGGCUAGUUGGGGUUUGUGUUUCUUUUCUUUCGUUGCAUUUUUUUUUCUUUUGGGGGGUGGGGGGUUGGGUGUUUGUUUGAUUAUCUAUCCUUUUAUUGAUUUGAAGAUCGAUUUCCUCUCCUAUUCCCUCUCCCCACCACCUCUAUCAUCCCUUUCCACCCAACUUCCAUACCAACUAACAACUCCAUUCCCCCUAGUCCUCCCAACAUCCCCCAAACUCAAAAAUAAGAUCCAUCAAAGAAGAGAAGGCGAAGAGGAGUCACUAGCGCUAGUAGCCGUCUUCGGAUACGAUAGCAUAGAAACACACAUGCGAUGGCGGGAAGCACCGGAACAUAGACUGGCUACCGAGAUCAUGUCGGGUUUGAGUCAGGAGAUUGGGCUUAGGGAUUUUGAGGUUGCGGGUGGGGGGAUGUGGCAUGUUGGGUUUAGGAGGUGGGUGGUGUAG
Hymenoscyphus albidus is the source of this 1656-nucleotide messenger RNA. The record is from the annotation of a GenBank genome assembly. Lineage: Eukaryota; Fungi; Ascomycota; Leotiomycetes; Helotiales; Helotiaceae.